GUAUGCAAGUUUGCGCUUUUUCUUGGGCAGAAAACACACACAUAAACGAAGAAACAGAAACCCCACAGACACGACGUGGCGUUUUUGAUUUGGUGCGCCUUCUUCCAUGAGAGCGGAAGCAGCCUUUCACCUCCGCCCUGCAACUCAAGUUAACAGCUAGAUUUUGGUUACAGAAAGUGUUGGUUUUUCACAUUAAUCCUCCAGAUGACAGGGCCCUAACAAGACAGCAGCCGUUCUCAUGAAUGCUAUGAGAGUGAAUAAAAGUCAGUGCCGUGGGUUUUCAUCCUCUCCUUCGACACUCUCAUCGUCACUUCCAUGGAUCUCUCCUCUUCACUUUUCAAGAGUCAAACUUCACAAACCAGACCCCCCACCCGAAACCACAGGCACCCAGACACAAACGAGGAGGAAAGGCAAAUAUAUUUCUCACGAAUCUGCCAUCAACUUAAUCAAACGUGGGAGAGAUCCACAGCAUGCCUUGGAAAUAUUUAACAUGGUAUCUGAACAAAAGGGUUUUAAUCACAACAAUGCCACCUAUGGAACUAUCCUCCAGAAGCUUGCUCAGUCGAAGAAGUUCAAGGCUAUCGAUGCAAUUCUUCAUCAAAUGACCUAUGAGACCUGCAAAUUUCAUGAGGGUAUAUUCCUUAAUCUCAUGAGGCAUUUUUCAAAAUCCUCUAUGCAUGAAAGAGUGCUUGAAAUGUUCUAUGCUAUCCAGCCAAUAGUUCGAGAAAAACCCUCUCUCAAAUCCAUCAGUACUUGUCUCAAUCUACUGAUUGAAGCAAAUCAGGUUGAUUUGGCCCAACAAUUUCUCACACAUUUGAAAAAGAAUUUUAACUUCAAGCCAAACACAUGCAUUGUCAACAUCUUGGUUAAGCACCAUUGCAAGAAUGGGGAUCUUGAUUCUGCUUUUGAGGUUCUGAAGGAAAUGAAAAGGUCCAAAAUUUCUUACCCUAAUUUGAUUACGUAUUCAACUCUCUUGGGUGGUCUCUGUGAAAGUGGAAGACUCGCAGAAGCAAUGGAGUUGUUCGAAGAAAUGAUCUCAAAGGACCAAAUCUUGCCCGAUGCCCUAACUUACAACAUUUUGAUUAAUGGGUUUUGCCAUGGUGGCAAAGUCAACAGGGCUAGGAAGAUAUUGGAGUUUAUGAAGAGCAAUGGAUGCAAUCCAAAUGUAUUCAAUUAUACCGCUCUGAUGAACGGUUUAUGUAAAGAGAAGAGAUUGAAGGAGGCCAGGGAAGUUUUCCAUGAAAUGAUGAGCUUCGGUAUAAAGCCUGAUACAGUUGGUUACACUGGUUUGAUUAAUUGCUGCUGUAGGACUGGGAAAGUGAAUGAAGCUAUAGAGUUGCUCAAAGAGAUGAAAGAGAGAGAGUGCAAAGCUGAUACCGUGACUUUCAAUGUGAUACUCGGAGGGUUGUGCAGAGAAGGCAGAAUUGAGGAUGCUCUUGAGAUGCUGGAGAAACUUCCUUACGAGGGUGUCUAUCUCAACAAGGCAAGCUACAGGAUUGUGUUGAAUCUCUUGUGUCAAAAAGGUGAAUUGAAGAAGGCAACUGCGUUGUUGGGGUUAAUGAUGGGUAGGGGGUUCAUACCACAUUAUGCAACUUCAAAUGAGCUGCUGGUUCGCAUUUCUGAGGCCGGAAUGGCAGAAGAGGCGUGCAUGGCUUUGUUUGGAUUAAUGGAGAUGGGGUUUAAGCCACUGCCUGAUUCCUGGGCUGUUUUGGUUGAAUCAAUCUGCAGAGAAAGAAAGCUUCUGUCUGCAUUUGAACUUCUCGAUGAGUUGGUGGUUGUAGAGCAGGAUUAAGCCCUGAGACAGAUUUCAGAUGCAAGAGAAAAGUUACAUCCUAGGCUUGAAAACCCCUAGGUGAUGAAGAUGCUGGCAAUUCAACAUAAAGUAAUGGGAUUAAGAAAACAUUCUGAUCUGAUUUGCAGUUGCAAUCUACGUCUUCUUUCUGGUAAGAGGAAAUGGAUCAUCUUUCAUGAUACUCGUGAGGCAGGGAAAAUUCAAUCCUUAACAUGAAAAUGGAAUUUGAACGAUAGUGGCACCGGGUCUUUUUUCUGCAAUGCUGAUGAACUUCAUUAACAUUAUAUGGGAGGAAAGCUCAUAAAUCAUAAGGUUUGAAACCAGGUUAGUAAGGUACGAUGUAGCUUGAUGUUGUAGUAUUUAAACGAAGAGGAGAAUUGAAAAUUUUUGCAGUACCGUGCACAGCUGCUCUUGUUCUAAGGGCGCCUCUACUUGCAAGGAAGCAUCUCAGUUAUGGCACAUUGUUUUCUAUACAGUUGAAUCAUUAGCCAUUUCUAUUGCAUUAUUCCUUGGUGUACGUAGUUCAAGUCCUUUCGCUGUUUAUGUAUGAAAAAUAGAAUCUGGAAGGCAAAAGGCAUGCUAGGGUUUCGAGAGCUUCCGGUCAUCUUCUGGUUUCAAGCACCAAUUGACCAAGGUCUGUGCAGCUAUGCCCAAUCGAACCUGUAGGUACAACUUGCCUGUAAAAACCGGCUUCGGCUUGUAAACAAAAAGAUACGGAACUGUCCAAGAAAUUUAGGGCCUGUUUGGUAUCCUACUCAAAAAUUUAGGGCCUGUAGGUACAACUUGCAUGAUUUUGUAGAAGUGGAUGGUCCUAUGUUGGUGAAUGGAGGCAAAGCCAUAGUCCCGAAUGUAAUCAAGGCCGUCCAAGUCACUAGGUAUCGUGGGAUUCUUGUACUUUGGGUGAAUCCCUUUCCUUUCUUUUGUUUUUUUAGUACAACUAUAUAU
Malus domestica (apple) is the source of this 2737-nucleotide messenger RNA. RefSeq names its product pentatricopeptide repeat-containing protein At5g18475. NCBI's taxonomy places the organism in Eukaryota, Viridiplantae, Streptophyta, Magnoliopsida, Rosales, Rosaceae. Gene Ontology annotation, molecular function: protein binding. The record is from RefSeq and is a predicted model, not a curated record.